Vanessa tameamea is the source of this 6139-nucleotide messenger RNA. RefSeq names its product serine/arginine repetitive matrix protein 2-like (gene srl). The record is from RefSeq and is a predicted model, not a curated record. Gene Ontology annotation, molecular function: transcription factor binding; RNA binding. Lineage: Eukaryota; Metazoa; Arthropoda; Insecta; Lepidoptera; Nymphalidae. Gene Ontology annotation, biological process: positive regulation of transcription by RNA polymerase II. Gene Ontology annotation, cellular component: nucleus. The transcript has 8 exons. The coding region runs from base 208 to 5004 and encodes 1598 amino acids.
CUGUCGUGCGUGAAGUUUGUAGCAUGUGAUGUUUCAUGAAGUGUUAAUUUUUUUACGAAAAACUAAUAAAAUAUUGGACUGUUUUGUGCCUGAAUGUGUUAUGAAAGUAUAACUAUUAGUGCUACAAAACUUGUGAAUAGUGUAUAUAGUGUCAUUGUAUCAAAAUAAUAUUACAUGGAUAAAGCCGUCACUUGAGGUUGUUAAGAAAUGGAGUCGCAUAUAUUAAAUAUGUACCAUCAAGCUCCAUACCGAAGUAUUGGGCAUAAAAUAAUGCGCUCCACGAGUGAAUCACUUUCAUCAGAAAGCAGUUGUAAUCAAAAUAGCCCAGAAUACUCUCAGAACCAACAAACAAGUCAAUAUGAGGACGAGAGCAAUGAGGGCGAAUAUUGGAACCACAGCGAGAGCCACCGAGUGUGGAGUCAAAAUCAAAAUGUUAAUAUAACUCAAUCAAAUCAAGAUACAAGUAUAGAUGAGGAUGAAAAUAUAGAGAUUCAAGAAGUAUCUAUAGAUGAUAAAAACUCAGAUUCCAAUGACCAAAUGGAUUUAUUGGAAGCUGAAAACAUGGAAGAAAAUUCGCUCGUUGAAGGCGAUGAUUAUGACGUCAUACAAGUUUUUGCCGUUGAUCCCGAUUUAGAUCUUGAGGCUUCAUCUGAUGAGGAACAAGAUUAUAGCAUAAAUGAAGAUGCAAUCGAAUCGGAUGAUGGUGAAUACUUAAUACCAGAAGAUACAACCCGUAAUGAAAGCCAUCUUAAACAUGAUAAUCAAUCAAACAAUAUAUGUCAAGAUAGCUUAGGAAUCAAUUUUGAUACACCUGUAGUUUCAAAUGUCGAUGAAUAUUUUAUAAAAGAAAAUGAAAAACACAUAUUGGAGGUCAAGGAUGAGCCAGUUGUUAAAGAUGUUGAUGAAUAUUUCAUUAAAGACAAUAAAGAACCAGAACCCGAACCAGAGUCUCCGAAUGUUGAUGACUUUUUUGUCAAAGAAAAAUUGCCAGAAGAGACUGAUUUUCGGAUAUCAAAGACUGUUCCUAAUGUUAAUGAAUUUUUCGUUAUUGAUAGCUCUACGGCUGUUAAAGAACAGGAAAUCGAAGAAAUUGAUGAUGAAAAUGCGGAUCCCGUAGCUGAAGUCUCAAUAAAUGAAUCUGACUUGGAAGUGCUUCCAAAUAUCGAAGAUUUGAAGCGUUAUCUUUUGGAGGAUAUGCCAUAUACAAAACUGAAAAAUGCGCAAAAGGCAUGUUCAGUGUCACUUCCUCAUUCGCCUAUGCAUAAUAUUUGCAUGGAUAUAGAUGCAAAAACUUGCUUAAGUUUUGAGGACCUCAAUCUUGAUUUGUCAGAUCUUACUUUUGAAAGUGACAAAGAGAAGUCAGGUACGAGUGUAAAAAGCGAUGACCUACCGCGUACUCUAACAGAAGAAGAUGUUAACAGUUUCCUCAUAACUGAUAAAGCAGGAUCAAAAGAAGUUGUUAAAAAUGAAGAUGAUUUCAAUCCCCAAGACAUGGAUAUUGAUCGUCCUGUUGAUUCAAUAAUUAGCAAUGUAGAUCCUGCCUCUCCUAUUGCAAUACCCGACAUAAAGCGUACUUCUACACCAAUACCAGCACCGAACGUUUUAGAAUUUUGCAUAGAAAAAACAUCCGUAAAGAAAGAGCCAGAUAUAAAAGUAGAGGUGGAUGAUUUUGUUGAUGUUGAAUCUUGCAAUGAUGCUGUUAUACCGGUUUUGGAAGCUAAUAAUUUAAAUUCACUUCUGGAACAGUUUGAAGCAACUGAAAAGCUUAACAUUAAACACAGAGAACCAAUUGUCAACGUGAGCGAGCCAAAGGUUAAAAGCUACACAAACUUGACAAGUGGUAUGCGAUUACAGGAUGCUGGCGUUCAACUUAACAAAACCAAAAUGCGACAAAUACUGAUGCCGUCGAAGGUUAAUACUGUGAUCAGGAGAUCACCCAGCCCUGUUCACUCUGAUCAUGACUAUUGCUCGUCGAAAAAGCGUCACAGCCUUCCUAAUCUGAAGGGAGGACAAAGUUUACUAAAACCUGAGGUUUUAUCCAGCAACAGCAGGAUAUUAAACUCCAGGCAUAGGUCUUGUAAGAAUAAGAAAGUCGUGUAUCAUCUUAGUAGUGACGAUGAAAGUGAGUCGAGCGAUGCUAAGAAAAAUAAGAUAAUCAUAAACAAUCGUGCUAGUGAUGACAGUGACAUUAAAACAAAUAAAAAAUCUAGUAUAAAACUAAGUGUUAAACCGUCAGUUAACUCUAAUCAUCGUAAGAAAAUAUCACAAAACCAUAACAUUUCAAACGAUAGUGGUAUUGAUAAAAGUAACGGUUCUGUGAUGGUGAAAAAUGCUUGUAAAGCAAGUGAUACUCCUUGUAGUCAAAAUUCUAACGGUAGCAUUAAGUUAACUAUUAAAAAUAAAUCUGAAGUUAUAAUCAAAAACUGUGAUGCUAGGGACAUACAUAAAGAUACGGCUAUUGAAAAACCUAAAACUAGUAGCUCUUGUAGUAGUAGUUUGAAUAAAAUACCGACCAAUAUAAACAAUGUUAAAAGUGUUGAAUCAUUAGAUAGAAAUAAAAAUAAAGACGUGAGUUGUGUAGAUAAGCACGUUUUAAAUGUGAAACAAGAAGUCAAUUCAAAACCAGAACAUUUUUAUGCGGCUUUGUUUAGUAAUAAACACGAUGUGCAAGUUCCUCUAUCAAUUGAUGUAAAGACCGAAAUUAAAACCAACGAUGAAGAAAAUAAAGUAACAGUUGAUAUCCCAACUGUAACCGAAAUUGAACAACCGCUAAAAAAGAAAAAGCUGAAUCUCCAAGAGUAUAAGUUAAGACGUGGCGUUAGUUCAAAUAACAGCUCAGCACAAGUCAGUCCCGAAGCGAUAUUCCCGGAUAUACCCUGCAAUCUUAAUUUUGAUAAGGAUUUCAAAAUUGCUAUCCACCAAGGACCUGCUACUAAUGUUUUAAUUCCUAAGGAGCAUGCCAACGCUGAAGUUUCUAAAACUAUUUUUGAUCCUAUCAGAGAAGCUUCUCGAAAAAUCUUAAUGAAUAACAAAAAACAAAAAGCUGAAGCAAUGAGAAAAAGAGAUGAAGAUAUUGUUAUGAGCAAGAUACCAAAAGUGGAAAAUUUGGAACUGCAACCAUUAAUAAGUGAUGCGGAAAUGAUGAAAAUUGUUGGCAUGACUCCAGAAGUUUUACCUAUGCCAAUUGCAACUCCAAUUAGAGAAGAAAAGAUGCAACAACCGAAAGAUUAUGAUGAAAUUGUUCUAGUUAGUAUAGGAACUAAUACCGAAGAACAUCUGUUUCAACAAGUGGAAAAAGUAUCUGAGAGCAAAAAACGAAAAUCUGAAUCGCCACAAACAGAAAGCAAAUCAACAAUCAAUUUCAAAAUAAAGAAAUCUGAUCAUGUAUUAAAGCAUAAUGUUUUUGAUUCUGUUAAAAACCAUAGGAGUCCUGCUGAUGAUAAAAAUCGUUCCGAUACCAAAAUCGAUACGGAGAGAUUCAAAGAUAUUACUGCCACACUUAAAAGCGUAGAGAAACAAGUCGAACCUAAAAUUUUAAGUAAUUCAUUGUUUGCUAGUAUACAAGAUGUGGUAAUGAAAAAGGCGCCAACGACUGCUGCCUCAACAUCAAACGGAGAACAUAAACCAUAUAAAUUGAACUCUCCUUCAGAUAAACGUGAAGUGUUUAAAUAUACAAAGACGACAAUCGUUAGAGAAUACGAUACUAGCGCUGACCAUGGUGAAGAUAAAGUUAUACUUCACUUGGAAAAGAAUAGGAAGAAACCUGGUCAUAUUACAAUCAAUAUUCAAACUGAUUCUACUUCUGAGUUCGCUGAUUUAGCUAAAAUAGUUGAUAAAGUGAUUAGAAAAGAGCCCAGUGCUUCGCCGAGAAAAAGAAACGAUAGUGAUAUGUCUAUGUCUAGUGAAGGCAGUCCAGUGCGUACUAAAAAGGUUCCAAAUGUCACACCGACUAAGUCUGAUGAUAGAGUCGCUGCUGUUAAACCGAGAACAGAAACUAGACGACAGACGGAGCAAUCUCAAUGCAAAGAGAAAAGGUCUCGGUCAAGGGAUCGAUACGAUGUUAAAUACAGAAGAUCUAGAUCACAUUCUCGUGGCCAUAGAAGGAAACGGUCCCCUAGUCGUAAUAGAUCAAGAUCUCGUGGUCGUUACCGCCGCUACAGACGGUCAGACUCACCUUAUAGAAGGAAAAGACGAUCGAGGACAAGAUCACCGUACCGUUCCACAAGACGUUCUCCGUCCGUCAGAAGGGAUUACAGAUCGAAUCGUUCUCGUUCAAGAUCGAAGCACGUCGACCAAAACAAAUCGAGAAGUCCAGUUCCUAAGAAACGGCCAAGUCCGCAGUACAAUGUAAAUAAUAAUGAAAAAAAGCCCGCGAAAUCUUUGACGCCACCGUUAAGAAAGCCGACUGUGUCUGAAAGUUCUGAAUCGUCAACAUCUUCCAGUUCAUCGUCAUCAAGUAGUUCAUCAGCGUCAUCAAAAUCUCGAAGAUCAUGCAGUUCGUUCAGAAAAGAUGAUACCUACAGGGCGAAGAGUUACCGAAGUUCCUUUAGCUCAGAAGAUAGGGAGAGCAACACGCCCGUUGAAGAGAGACGCAUAGUUUUCGUAGGAAGGCUAGAAAAGGACGUAACAAAAACUGCACUAAGAGCUCAAUUUGUUAAGUUCGGACCCGUCAGUGAAGUCCGCUUACAUUCAAAGGAAGAUGGAACCCGUUACGGUUUCGUAACUUUCCAAAGGCCAAGGGAUGCUUGGUCGGCUGUGGAAGCAGCGAGCUCUUUCCCACAGUACGAUGUGGGCUUCGGAGGCCGCAGAGCAUUCUGCAGGCAGAGCUAUGCAGAUCUUGAUGGUCUAGAAGCUAAGUACACUGAGAGCGCAUUUCACGGCCAAGCAGCGCUACCAAUUCGUCGAAACGACGAUAUGUCAUUCGAACAAAUGUUACUAGAUAUAAAAAAGAAAUUAAAUAAACGAAAAGGUGAUAAAAAUCGUAACGAUGAAAAUACGGCUUGACGAUUACUUAAUUUUAGCCUCAUUUCGAUUAAACGUGUAGUGUUAACUGCGUUACCUGUGCUUGUGAAAGUGACAUCUGACUUUUGAAGUUUUUGCCCAUUAACUGACAGCUGUCAUUGUCAAGUUAAUGAUGCGUUCCGUUGUGCAAUCGAAAAGACAUUUUGAUUUGUUGUGCUCUCAACGUACCUCUUUAGUUAAAUUGUUUUAGUACAUUUUUUUCUUUACUGAUUUAUUUUUUGUAAAUAGUAGUCUAGUAACGUACAUAGAUUUAUGUACGAUUUUAACGCUACCUCUUAUGUCUAACAGUACAUAUAAUUUUGGCAUUGUUAUUUUUUUUUUGGUUUUAUCUUUAAUCGGAUUUUUUUUUAAGCUAAACAUACAUCACGUUUGCCGUGUAUGUAUGUUUAGCUUAAAAAAAUAAAACAGAUGUUUUUUUAAUUAAUUAUCACAGCAAUAUCUUGUAGAAAUAUCCAUAGAGGCUCAUGUACAUUUAUAGGACUAACAAAACCGUUGGAUUCGACAUUUGUAUGAUUUUGUGUUUUUUUUUAGUGCUAAUCCUAGUUUCGCUUGAAUAAAUUCUCUGCGAUGUUACCUUCAAUUUAUCAUUACAAUUGUUGUAUUUUCGUUUUUAAAACUUAAUCGUAUGAAUAUUACGAAUUUUAUGUAUAUAUUAUCUGUAAGUGUAUAACUCAUAGCUUAUUUAGUUAUUUUAGACUUACAAUGUAACAUUUACUUAGCCACCGAGCCGUGGUACAGAUUAUGUAUAAAAAAAUCCAACAAGGAAUAAAAUUUUGCAAAAUUAAAAAAAAAUAGUUUAUAAUAAAUAAAACCUUUUUUGAAAACAAAACUUUAAAAAAAAAAAGUAAAUGGUAGCUAGAAUGUAUGAAUGAAGAACAAAAUGAUUCCAACGCAAAUGCUAGUGCCAAAAGUUGCUUUGUUCCUAAAUAUAUUUUUUUUUAAAUUAAAACAGCUUGUUAACUGGGGUUUAUUAAAUAUAGGCAGCUUAAAUGCAUAUUUUUUGUCAAUUAUAAUGAAAAUAUAUUUUGCAUUCAUGAAAUAUACACCCAUAGACAAUAAAGUAUCACUACAGCCAUAGACUGCGCUUUUUAUUCUAUAUACAGAUGUCCAGUUAAAA